AAUCACACUCAAUACCUGCACAAGAACAUGGAUCACGCCUAUUAUGCGUCUAAAAUCGUCGGUCCUGGAGAUGCAGGAGGUACAGACGCGUGGGUCAACAUUGAGCGUGCCGAUCGGAGUGAGUGGAAGACUUGCAGAUAUCUGUCCAGCACGCACCGCCAAGCCGAGAGAGUCAACCUUUCCUUUGACUUUCCCUUCUACGGUCACAUGCUGAAGGAAGUUACUGUGGCGACCGGAGGCUUUAUUUACACAGGUGAUCUCAUCCACCGCAUGCUCACCGCCACUCAGUACAUCGCUCCACUCAUGGCCAACUUCGACCCCAGCCUAUCCAGCAACUCCUCCGUCUUUUACUUUGAUAACGGCUCUGCUCUGGUGGUUCAGUGGACCCACCUCCAACUGCAGGACAAUGUCCACUCUGGCACCUUCACGUUUCAAGCCGCUCUGCACAAUGACGGACGCAUUGUCUUUGUCUACAAAGAGAUUCCUAUUGAGAUCAGCGAUAUCAGUAGCGAUAAUCACCCAGUCAAAGUCGGUUUGUCGGACGCUUUUGUGGUUCUUCACAAGAUUGAGCAGAUCCCCAAUGUGCGUCGGAGAACCAUCUACGAGUACCACAAGGUUGACAUUCUCAAGUCCAAGAUAUCCAAUGCCACGACAAUAGAAAUGCUACCUCUCCCUACAUGCUUGCAGUUCUCCAGCUGUGCUCCGUGUGUCACUUCUCAGAUUGGCUUCAACUGCAGUUGGUGCUCUCGCCUGCAAAGAUGCUCAAGCGGUUUCGAUCGAAGCCGCCAAGACUGGGUGGACCACGGCUGCCAUGAAGAGAGACGAGAUCCCCAUUGUCUGCGAGCGUUUGAUGUCACAGACACGUCGUACCGCCACCGUACAGCGGCGCCCACUCCCGUUUCGACAUCGGGACAGCGGAAGACCUCCAGCCCGACCGCCACCUCUCUUGGCAGGGCGUCUACUGCUGAAAACCAGCCGACACGAAGCGACUUGAAGGCAACGUCCACUCCUCGUCCCUCAAUCGGCCAACCUGCAGAGAAUGGCGAGGACAACGACACAGGCCAACAAGAGCAGGCGGGUCUACUAAUUGGCGUGGGCGUGGUAAUGUUUGUCAUGGUGAUGGGCAUUCUGGUGUCCGUCUACAUGUACAAUCACCCCACGUCCAGUGCCAGUCUCUUCUUUAUGGAGCGGCGUCCGGCUCGUUGGCCCACCAUGAAGUUCCGCCGCGGCUCGGGUCACCCUUCCUACGCCGAGGUGGAGCCCCAUGGCAUGGACGGUGCUACGGUCAUCGACCCCAAGCAGUCGUUUGUCAUGACCAUCAGACGAGAGAGCGAGCAGAAGGAAGGCUUCAUCGUCCCUGAUCCGAGGGAGCGCUUCCUAUGCUCGGAGAGCUCCUGA
Nerophis lumbriciformis (worm pipefish) is the source of this 1398-nucleotide messenger RNA. Lineage: Eukaryota; Metazoa; Chordata; Actinopteri; Syngnathiformes; Syngnathidae. The record is from RefSeq and is a predicted model, not a curated record.